AUGGCGCAGGCACCUCCCUCUUCACUGUUUGAAGAGGUGAGUUAUCUGCAUUUUCAGAUCCAACAAAAUCCUAAACCUGAAAAACUUGCCCAGUAUUUGGAGAGUCUCUUAGAUUUACCUAUCACGCUGGACAUUGUCGAGAGGACCGGGGUAGGAAGUACCGUCCACUCCUUGCGAAAGUAUGAGCAGGUCGCCAUUUUAGCCGCGCGCCUAAUGACCCAAUGGAUGAAACUUCCCCCGGCGGUUGAAACCGCCGCCGAAGCCCCCAAGCCUGAAUUAUCAGAGUCCCGUGAUCUGCCCCAUCAGGCUUCCGUGGACCCUCAGCAGGUGUCCCGCCAUUAUGUUAAACCCCAAGAUAAAAAGCCAGAUCAGCCUGGGCCACCCAAAAAGCCCCAAAGAAAGCUUAUUGACUUGCUUAGGGAGCAAGAGCUUUCAAGUUCAAAUGAAGAAUUUGGGAAACCUAAGGUCAAAAGAGCUAACCGUCGUCAUCACAGAAAUCGUCACCAAUCUAAUGAGAAAAAAAAGUCUCAGGUGAGUGACAAGGGGAAAGGGAACAGCUUGAAGUGGAGACGAGAAAACUUCCUUAAGGUGGCUUCCAGAGCAGAGGGCUCAUAUCCAUCUUUUACAAUAAGCCCCAAGGAGAAACAGCCAGUGGCCAGUGCUUCCAAGGGAGAGAAAAAGCCAGAUAGCAGUAGUGACCAAAAGAAAUCUAGGCCUUCCUCACAAUUGGCUCCUGGAAAAUCCAUUAAAAAGCCAAAAGACAAGGCUGAGCCACCAACAGGAGUUGAGAAGUCUAAGCUAAGUGUUGCCAGCCUGCAGGGACAGACACAGAAGGGUGAAUUAACUCUAAAAGUAAAAGACCAGGAAUGUUCUAACAAGUUACAGAGACAGGGAAAGAGAGUGGCAGUCCUUAAUGCAGACACGUCACCCUCCAAAAUUCAAAAAACUCAAGAGUUAGAGGAGGACGAUGACUUUGAACGACACUCCAUGUCCUUUGAAUCGUACCUUCUCUAUGACCAGCCCCCAUACGGACGGGUGGUUAAAUCUCAAACUUUGGGGGGCAGAAAGAAGGUCCACCCAAAGCUGAAAACUCUCCAAACUGAAACAAAAAGGCAGAGUGCAGUUAAGGACCCACCCAAAGAAAAUUCUGGCCAGCCAGAAAAGCCCCAGCUCUUUAGAAUUGAGAAGUAUAAUCCUAUGUUCCUUGAAGACUCUGAUAACCUGUGGAAAGUCCACUGCCUUCAAUAUUUUAGAAAAGAACAGCCAGCAGAAUUUGAAUCCUGGCGUGAGUUGUACUUUCGGCUCCAUGAUGCUCAGGAGGAGCGACUGUACAGUGUGACUAAUGCCAUCCGAUUAGCUCAAGCCCAAAAACCCCAAAGUCGACAGGCCAAGCUGGCAUUUAUUAGCUCCACGUCCAAGUCUCCUCAUGAUGUUUUAGGAAAACAGAUGUUGCAAGUGAGACUACCUCACCCAAAUGCCCAUAUCAAGGCCAUCCAGCAGCCCUCUAACAGCAGCAUCCCCCUUGCCAGUGGGGAUAGCCGUGCCCUCAUGGAGCCAACUGAUGGCCCGAGUACUAGCGGGCCUCACUCAGCCCAGGCAGGCAGCAGGGCGCAUUCUAACCAUUCUCAGAAAAUACCUAGGGAGAGAAUUGAUUCUGUAAGGACCCAGGCUGCCAGGGCUUCCAGAAAGAAAUCUGCCCAGUCAUAA
Molecule: messenger RNA, 1707 nt
Organism: Sarcophilus harrisii (Tasmanian devil)
Lineage: Eukaryota; Metazoa; Chordata; Mammalia; Dasyuromorphia; Dasyuridae
Product: elongin-A-like
Exons: 3
Coding region: 1-1707 (568 amino acids)
Biological process (GO): transcription elongation by RNA polymerase II
Cellular component (GO): elongin complex; nucleus
Source: RefSeq, a predicted model, not a curated record